GGUGUUGUCACCAGUCUGAAAACUAAGCUUAAUGUCUCCGAUGGCAAACCUGCUUUUACGUAACGGUUCCGGCGACUAGUAUUCUACCUCAUACAGUUUAGGGCUGAGGAACCAACUCUCAAGAUGUGCAUUUUUGGCUGUCCUAUGAGCAAGCAUGAAAACGACACUAACCAAAUCGCAGCAGGGAACCGUUAACGUCAGACGGCAGUGGAUGUAUCCGUUAAGUGUUACUGAGUCAAAAAAAUCUGAUAAUUUCACCAUUACAGACUAAAAAUCUGUAUCUUGUAGACCCCCGGUUUGAGAGGUGUUUUUUUUUCCUAACCGACCGCCGCUCAGUUUCGCAUCUGAUAGGUUUUCAUUCAGGAUCGCAGAAUAUCUAUUUGCACAGUCAUGAUGGAACGCGAGCUGCUAUUUGGAUGGCCUUCCCAGGUGACUGUGCCGACGAGUAGAGACAGCUAAACAACGAUGGCGUAUUAUUUUACCCACGAAAUGAAACUGUUUUUCCAACGGACUGUUCUUUGGGCUACUUCCUGAUGUAACCUAGCGUUGGCAGGAAGAACUGCGAGCCUUGAAAAGAAUACUGACACGUGGAUUAUCAUCACUUCUCUAGCGAGAGCCAGGAAAGAAACAAAACAGUAGAAUCUGUGGAGAUCUGACCAUAUUUACGAGUGCACUUCUCAUCGCACGGCUAUAACAAAAUGGAUAUGCUGUAAUCGAAAGGAAAUGUUACCUCGAUGUCCUCGAGAACCUCAACUACCAGUUCAUUUUUGCUUUUCCUACUCAAUACAUAUAGACUAGCCUGCUACACUGAAUUGUGAAGUGCAGAAGAAAGCUACUUGUAUAUAACGUUAACUCUCUCGUUGAAUGGCAAUUCUGCAAAAACAUGGAAAGAACUCUAGUCCAGAUUUGGUCUGCCUCAAAGAAACCCCCCCAGACAAAACUGGGGUCGCUGGAGGUCAUCAGAAGAAGUGGAGUGAACAAAAUACGAACUGGCCGAGACCGCUGGCGCGCAUAUGGACGGUGGUACUGCUGCUCGGGACAUGUCUGCUGUAUUGUGCCCGCGUGGCAAUGCCCAUUUGUGCUGUCAGCAUGGCUGAGAAGUUCAAAUGGACCAAGAGGGAACAGGGUAUGGUGCUGGGCAGUUUCUUCUGGGGCUACUGCUUCACGCAGGUCCUCGGAGGCUACGUCAGUGACAGGGUCGGAGGCGAGAAGGUGCUCCUGCUGUCCGCGGCGGCUUGGGGAGCGAUGACCGCCUUCACCCCUGUCCUGGCCCACUUCUGCUCCCAGCCCAUCUUCUCCAUGACGCUGGCCCGCUUCCUGAUGGGGCUGCUCCAAGGUGUUCACUACCCAUCCCUCGCCAGUCUGUGUUCUCAAAAGGUGGUGGAGAGCGAACGAGGAUUCCUCAUGAGCACCGUGGGUAGUGGUUCCUAUCUCGGGACUCUGGUGAUCGGGGGGGCCGGUUCCCUCAUGUUGGACCUUUAUGGUUGGGAGAGUGUGUUCUAUCUCUCUGGCUUGCUGUCAGUCCUCUGGGCGUACUGUAUGUGGAAAUACCUGCUCAAAGGGGAAGGUCCUAUCAUCACAUUGGAGUCACUGGGUAAUGGAGGGCCCCAACCCAAACUGACCAAGAGACACUGGCUGCGCCUGUUCAAACAACCUGCCGUCUGUGCUGUUAUUAUUACGCACCUUUGCACUGCGAGCACCUUCUUCACGUUGCUGUCAUGGCUACCUACGUACUUCAAGGACACUUUCCCUGACGCCAAGGGCUGGGUGUUCAAUGUCAUCCCGUGGUUUGUGGCCAUCCCCUCCUCGCUCUUAAGCGGCUGUCUCUCAGACCACCUAAUCAGCCAAGGGUACGACACUGCUGGUGUACGGAAACUAAUGCAGUUCUUCUCCAUGGGUGUGUCCAGUGUGUUUACCCUCCUGCUGUGUGGCACCAACACCUUCCCCACAGCAGUGGCCUUCGUCUCUGCAACCAUGGGCUUCACCACCUUCAGCCACAGCGGUGUCUCAGUGAACGUUCAGGAUCUGGCUCCAUCUUGUGCUGGAGCUCUUUUCGGUGUUAUGAAUACGUGUGGCGCUUUCUCUGGUGUGCUGAUGGUGUAUUUCUCGGGUUAUCUAAUUGAGGCUACGGGGUCUUGGGCGUCUGUCUUUGCUCUGAUCACUGUGGUGAAUCUGGUGGGCCUUGUCACAUUCCUGGCCUUCGCUGAGGCCCGCCGGGUCGACAUCGACACUUCCAAGGCUCGCUACCACAACAUCCACAUCUGAGUUCCAACGGCAAGAUGAGGGACCAGGGCUUCCUGCCAGAAACAGCACCUGUGAAACUCAGGGGCCAAAACGGGACCAAGGCUCACAUAAUCAACAUCUGAGCCCUUGAAGCAGGACCAGAACCCACGGCCGAAGUACCCUAGAAUGCCCACUGGCAUCUUAACUAUAGCUAGAGUUCAUUGACGGGGGGGGGCUGUUAAAAGUAUCAAAACAACCACAUCAGAAUUUUGAGGAAGUGAAACAAGAAGUGAACGAGUUUCGUAUUUGCCUGAUGACUCCAACUGUAUUUGGUCCCCGCUCUAUCGUUCGCCAUCUUAUUAAGUCUCUGAUCGCUUCCAUUGAAAUAGUUUGUGGGGUCAGUGUAGUUUGGUUGUCUACAACCACUAUCAAAGCCAAUGGCAAAUUAGGGAAACGCCAGUUCACCUAGGUGUGCUCUGGUUCUGGCCCAAACCAUUGGUUCCUGGGACAAGUCUGAACCGUUAGAACGUCUACACAUUCUAGAAAUAAUAGGAGAGGGAGUCAGAUACAGACUGAAUAUGGAGAAGAAGCGGGCCUAUCGUUUGUCCUGAGCAAACUCUGAGUAGCCAGGCGACUACACUAUAUGCAUUUAAAGAGCCAUUCCCCUCCUACUUUUUGAAUGUUCUGUACUCUGUUGGUCCUGUUGGGCUGAGCCUGAGAGCAGUAGUCAUGGAAACAGUGAUGACCUCGGUGUCUCCUGGUUCCACAUUCAGGUCUGUGUUUUUGGUGGAUGGAUGUGUGUCUGUGUGUUAGACCCCGGUAUCUGUUUUGACAGUUAUACUUGGAGCAUGUUUCUGCAACUGCUGAGACGGGGCCCCGCUCUGUCGAGAGUAAAAGGACAUCUGGGCGAUCGCUGUCACACACCUGCAGAGUUUUAUCAGUAGAUGAUUCUUCUCGGCCGCCUGUCCUCCGCCCCCGCCCAUCGACUGUGUGAGUGGCGUAUAAUUAGGAGAUGACUAAUCACCCACGCGCCCUCUCUGAUGUACCGUACUGUUUCCCGGGCCGGCGUUUUCAUCGUCAUGGUUACGGCCUUGUCAUCCAGGCAGCGUUCUUUAUUGCAUUUUGUUUCAUCUGGAGAGUUUGCACAGAUACUGUGACCAGGAUGUAUAAGUGGCCUAGAAGGAUUUGUCUGUUGUUAAAUUAAGACCAAAGGUUGUUACUUUUCUUUAUUAUUAUUGACAUAUUUGCGUGAUCUUUGAAAACAAAUACCUCAAUUGCUGAUUUUCGGGAGGAUUUAUUUUAUUUAUUUGAUAACUUCUACAAAUUAUGUGAGCACUUGUUUAAGAGACAAGCAUUGAAAGUAAUAUAAUGUAAGAGCUUAGACGAUGGCGUAAUUUAUUAAUUCAGAUUUUGGCACAUUUGCUGUCAGAAUUUAGUUUUCUUACAGUUUAUGAGGCAAUACAUUUUGUAGAACACUUGUUUUGUUUAGUUAUAUAGAGAUGGAUAGAGAGCUGUUUUUGGAAGUGACUUAUUUCCAUCCAGGCUUCUACCAUUUUAAAGUAGUCAGUUAAGAAGGGGUUCCUAUGGAUUUGGGAGCAAUCACCCAUCAGUCACAGCAUUGGCUUUGAAAAAUGGGGUUGUAUGGUUUUUGAAACAUUAACGCUUUAUCCCCGCAUCAAUUGGCCCCAAAAAAUGCAUUAUAGCAAAAUCUCCUGAAAAUUUAUAUUCCUGAAAACAGGAUAUCUUUACAAAGGACCUGGCCUUAAUGACAGUGCCCAAGCUCUGAGACAUUGUAACAGGACUUAGACUAAGAUGAGUAAUCUGGCUAAGUCAAUGGGUUACUUCAUAGUCUGGACAGGACAUGAGGUCAUAGAUGAAGAAAUCCAACCAUGACUACACUGGCAGCUCAACCAAAAACAUUUUCUAUUAAUUUGUGUUUGAAUCAAUCACAUUAUAUAUAUUUUUGCAGCUGAUAGGUCGAAAGAUCAAUCUGGUAAACAGAAAUGUCAGAAAUGUCUUUAUAAUGAUUUAGAGAUCAGUGUAUUGGGGAGAAAAAUGGGGUUGAAGUAGAAUUCAAAAUGUCUGCCUUUCUAAUUUCAGCCAAUGCGAAUGUGUUACGUAGAGAUGGAAACAUGGCUCAUCUCCGUGCCAUUAUUUCAGCAUGGAACAGCGGCACUAAGGCCAUCUCCAUGUUCAAGUUGUCAGUUUCAGUAUCAUUCUUUGACGGAUGCCUCCCAAUGUCUCAGUUGAAUUUGAUAUUGCAAAACCAUCAGGAUGGACCAGGCAAUGAAAUUUGAAUUUCCACCCACUUGACUACAUUAAAAUGGCGGAUGCCUUUAAUUACAAUGUCCCAGUUAGAAAAUGUUGUCUCCAUGUGAUGUCCUCUGCAUAACACAUCCCAGUAUUAAGCUGACACAGUAGCCUACUCCAAUUUCAUCAUUACAGAUAUACUUUAUUCAUGCUUAAUUGUUUCAAAUACAAUGUUUUUGAUAGAUAUGUUGAUGAGUAAUGGCAAUUACGUGACUGGUUCUGUUUUAUGUUAUU
Molecule: messenger RNA, 4767 nt
Organism: Esox lucius (northern pike)
Lineage: Eukaryota; Metazoa; Chordata; Actinopteri; Esociformes; Esocidae
Gene: slc17a9b
Product: solute carrier family 17 member 9b
Exons: 13
Coding region: 865-2265 (466 amino acids)
Biological process (GO): transmembrane transport
Cellular component (GO): membrane
Molecular function (GO): transmembrane transporter activity
Source: RefSeq, a predicted model, not a curated record